AGAUUUCUGAUUUCUGAGUCUCUGCGUCGCUCGCGGUGCAAGUUUUGGGGGAGCUUGAAGCCACGUUGUGCGCUACUACGGAUUCGCCAACUUGGACGUUAGUGAAGCAAGCGUCGAUCACUUGGUAGCCCGUGACUGGGAUCACCGGUUCCAGAUGGACGACACAACCGCCCUGACGGAGUCCGAUUCGCAUGGACGGCGGGGCCGGGUGCGCCUGUACCUGGCGGUGAGCUCGGCCUGCAUGGCGGCGCUGUCUUUCGGCCUGACGCUAAGCUACUCGUCGCCUGCCCUGCCGGACAUCCGACGCCGGAUGCCCUUCAGCGACAGCCAGGGGGACUGGUUCGGAUCGCUCGUCACGAUCGGAGCUCUCUUCGGAGGACUCGCAGGAGGACAGCUCGUUAACAGAAUCGGCCGGAAGGACACGAUCCUCUUCGCUGCGCUGGGUUUUGUCCUGGGUUUCCUGCUCAUCGAGAUGCUACCCAAUCCGGGGCUAAUGUUCGCCGGCCGCGCACUAACCGGCUUUUCGACGGGCAUCACGGCACUCGUGGUACCGGUCUUCGUGUCGGAAGUCAGCCCCGCCCACAUCCGGGGCAUCCUGAACACCAUCUGCACCAUCGCCGUCACUUCCGGAGUGCUCCUAGCGUAUGUCCUGGGCAAGUGGCUCGACUACAGAUGGCUGGCCACAGCGUGCAUGGUCCCUACAGUCAUCAACGUGCUCACCAUGCCCGAGGUAGCGGAGUCUCCCCGCUGGCUUUUCCACUCUGGGCGCUCGGAGGAAGCCAUGAGGUCUUUGCAGUUCUACGAAGGCGACGGCGCCAAGGAGAGCUUCGAGAUGCUGCAGUCCCACUCGUCCGUCCCUGAGGCGUUCUCACUGGCCGCCUUCAAGCUUCCGUACGUUUACAAGCCCUUCUUGUGCGUGCUUUUGGGUAUGUUCCUCCAGCAGUUCUCCGGCAUCAGCAUUGUACUGUUCUACACCCAAGACAUCUUCGAGACGGCGGGGUCUACGAUAGCGUCCGCAGACAGUGCCAUUAUCGUCGGCGUGGUGCAGGUCGCGUGUGGGGUCUUGGCCACUUUGCUCAUCGAUCGUCUCGGCCGGAAGAUACUUCUGCUAUUUUCUUGUAGCGUGUCCUGCUUGAGCCUGGUUACCCUGGGAGCCUUCUACCACCUCAAGGACAGCGUCGGGCCGAGCUUCGUCGCGGCGUACGGCUGGCUGCCACUGCUGGCGUUGUGCGUGUACAUGCUGGGCUAUUCUGUGGGGCUGGGCCCGUUGCCGUGGAUGUUGAUGGGCGAAAUGCUGCCGCCCAACAUCAAGGGCUUCGCGACGGGCAUCUCGACCGCCUUCAACUUCGGGUGUGGCGCCCUGAUCUUGAGAGAGUAUCACUCCGCGAUGUACUUAUUGGGUAACGACGGUUUGUACUGGUUCUACGGCGCUAACAUGGCGCUAGGGUUUUUGCUGGUGCUGCUUUUCAUUCCAGAGACGAAAGGCAAGACGUUGGAAGAGAUCGAGGUGUCGUUUGGGAAGACGCGGCAGCCUGCGAUGCCGAGAGCAACGUCGGAUUCUGUUAACGCUUAAACCUGGCCUGCCUUAGGCUGGAAAGGCGAAUGGAAUGUGCUGUGACAAGCGGUAGGAGAUUAUUCUAGGUUGCGAACGAAGAGGUAUACUUCGUUUGAUACUUAGUAUACAACGCUGUCAAAGCUUCUGGCGCGAGCGCAUGACUUUAUUUAUAAUUCCGUUUGGCGCAAGAACGCGUGCAAUAAUCUGCGAGAUAAAAGCCCAUGCUCGCGCCAGCAGCUUUGACAGCGUUGUACACUAAAUAUAAAUCAACAUAGAAGCCAAAUAGUAUGCUUGGUUUUGUGAGUUUUUUUUUUUUUUUCUUUUUUGGAAGUUUUUUUUGAGGACCGUCCGCGCGUUUAUAGUUUCCAGCGAAUCUGAAUAAGACACGGCUUGCUUUGGUCAGCUUUUGCGAUCCGUCCAUGACAUGGCAGAAAACGAAGAGCUGAAGUUAAUUCUGCUGUGUGACUUUGUAAAGACAAGCACCUGUUUUCCCGUGCGCGCAAUCUCAACGAGUUAUUGAGCUCUGCCUUUCCCAUGUACAAAACGAUUUGACUGCAGAAGCAUUCUCUGAAAGGAACUUGAAACCACUGUCUGAACGCGGUGCGUUUUGUAGUUUAAACGAUCUAUGCCUGUACUGCAGGCAGUGCCCGUUGUGAUUCUGUGAAUUCCCUUUUAUGUUUUAUUAUAUAUUUAUAUCUUAUAUAAAUUGCAGUGCCCUUCGGCUUUCAUUUGUUUUCCUUUCAUAUUUGACACGAGGGCUCGGCAACAAAAAUAAACCAUUCUUUUGUGGCAGC
Molecule: messenger RNA, 2349 nt
Organism: Ixodes scapularis (black-legged tick)
Lineage: Eukaryota; Metazoa; Arthropoda; Arachnida; Ixodida; Ixodidae
Product: facilitated trehalose transporter Tret1
Exons: 3
Coding region: 155-1573 (472 amino acids)
Biological process (GO): carbohydrate transport; transmembrane transport
Cellular component (GO): membrane
Molecular function (GO): sugar transmembrane transporter activity
Source: RefSeq, a predicted model, not a curated record